AUGACGCGCGCUCUUCGAAUAGUAUCAUCUGUUUCAAUCACUAAUACACAACCUACGGUCAUAUGUCUUCCUGGCAUAGAUCAUCAAAUAUUUUCUGAUAUUAACGAGCUUAAAAAUCAUAUGAUAAUUGAUAAGAAUUCAUAUUCUUUCAUUGUAUUACUUAUGAAUAUAAAUGAUCAAAAUUUGCGAGUACAAUUAGAAGAUUUAAAAAGACAACAUCAUGUAUUGGCUAUUUUUAUAUGCGUAAAACCAAGGUCUACUUUACGAUUUGAUGGUAAUAAUGUAUUUCCUGUUGUCAAAGAACUUAUGGCAUAUAAAAUUAAGUCAAGUGUUGUUCAAUUUUUUGAGGAUACAUCGAAAAAAUUAUUAGCUUUGAAUCAGAUUGCUUCUGCAUAUCUUUUUAGAGAGAAAGCUAGGUUUUUUAAACAACAAUGUAUUACAAAUGGAAAGAUUGAAGCUUGUCAUGUAUUAAUUAUUCCAUUGAAUACAACUGAUGAAAAUUUAUUUGACUUUCAAGAACGUCUUAUAUGUUUAUGUAAUGAUUUAUGUGGUGAUUAUGAACCAACAGUUUGUACGAUUUAUGAUUAUUUACCAUCAAAUGAAAGCAUCGAUUUUUAUGAAAAUCCCGAUGCAGAUAUUAUUUAUAAUUAUGUAAAAAAACUUUCACCGAUUCGAUUGUAUCUAAUUGGAAAUGAAACUUUUAUUCCAAAUUCAAUAAGUAAAUAUUUCUUCGAAAAUGAAAUAAAUGAUAUUGAUCAAAAUGAAUAUGAUACAAAAUAUUCACUUGUUGAAAAUCAACCAAUUGAUAUCCAUAUUAAAUUAAAUUUAGCAAAUGUACUUGAUAGUACACGACAAUUGGCAAAUGUGAUAAUAAAACAAUUAGAUCAUAUUGAAAAUGAUAUUAAAUUUCCUGCUGCACUUGAACGUGCUAAUGUUACUAUACAAGGGCGUGAAAUGGUUGCUGAUAUCGAACUGCAACAACGAGCUAUAGCUUGUCCAGAAAGUUCUUUCGGAUUUAGCACUUCAUUUCACAUGAUUCGACAAGCUGAUUAUGGUGCUACGAAUCAUAAUGAUGAUGGUAGUGAUAGUGAUAUUAAUAAUAUCAUUCAAUAUGAAUCUACACAAUCUUUAUCGUAA
Rotaria sp. Silwood2 is the source of this 1137-nucleotide messenger RNA. The record is from the annotation of a GenBank genome assembly. NCBI's taxonomy places the organism in Eukaryota, Metazoa, Rotifera, Eurotatoria, Philodinida, Philodinidae.